UUCCACAACAGAGAAGAAACAACCUUAAUCUCUGCUACGUUGCAUAUAUAUCACCCCCACCCAGCCAUCCUCCAGGGGUUGAUAUAUAUAUACAUACAUAUCGUGAUACAUACAUACAAACCGUCGUGUAAAUCGCAUUUCCACGCAGAAACAGAGAAGACCCAAAAAUCCAGAGUCUUGAGAGGCGUUUCCAGCGACAUUAUUGAACAUGAUGCCGGCGGGUUACGCCACCAAGGGGGGCUAUGAUAUUGAGGCCGGCGUGAAUGGCGGGCUUUACCCCGGGAUGAUGGAGAGCCCGCAGAUGCGUUGGGCUUUCAUUCGCAAGGUGUAUAUCAUCGUCUUCAUCCAGUUGUUCAUCUGCACAGCAGUCUCCGUCGCCAUGUACUUCACCCCCGCCGUCAAGACCUUCAUGAAAACCCCUCAGGGCUUGAUCGCCCUCAUAUGCUUAGUCAUUCUCACCUUCAUUCUUAGCUUGGUAAUGGGAUGUGUAAGCAACAAGCAUCCGUGGAACUAUCUUUUCCUGUUUCUCUUUACUGUGGCCAUGGCUGGCAUGGUUGGAGUGAUUUGUGUAUACAAGAAAGGAAUGCCUAUCAUGAUUGCUGCUGGUCUUACUGCGCUUAUAUUCGUUGCGCUUACACUCUACACAUUCUGGGCGGCGAGUAGAGGCUCUGAUUUCUCCUUCCUCGGUCCUUUCUUGAUCUGCGCCCUCCUGGUGCUCACGGUUUUUGGUUUUAUGAGGGUGUUUAUUCCUAUGGGGAACACUGGGCAGCUGAUAUACGGAUGCAUUGGCGCCCUCGUCUUUUCUGGUUUCAUCAUAUAUGACACUGACAACUUGAUCAAGCGCUUCAGCUACGACGAAUACAUUGCUGCUGCAGCUUGCCUGUUCUCGGACAUUAUCAACCUCUUCAUCGCGAUUCUUAACAUCUUGGAGGGUGCUGACUGAGUGAUUGGAAUCUGCUCUCACAGAGUUGAGUUGCAGAAACAGCUAAGAAUCUGAUAUGAACAUGAAGAAAACUCUCUCCCUCUCUUUUCUCUGCUCAUCUUCUUCAUACACACACUCUUCUCCACCUGUAUUUUGUAAAUUUUUUAUGUAAAUGGGAUGGCUGAUUCUGCUCUGUGGUGUCCUUUAUCAAUGGAUGUCACUGUUUCUUGAGCAUUGAUGUGCUUCCAUUAGUUUUGCAGUAUCAGUGAAUUCUCUAGUAGGAUGUAAAUAUGAAAACUUUUGACUGUGCUAAUUGAAUGGCAUGUAUUGUGUUUUA
This is a messenger RNA of Ipomoea triloba (trilobed morning glory), 1259 nucleotides long. RefSeq names its product protein LIFEGUARD 4-like. NCBI's taxonomy places the organism in Eukaryota, Viridiplantae, Streptophyta, Magnoliopsida, Solanales, Convolvulaceae. The coding region runs from base 209 to 943 and encodes 244 amino acids. The transcript is spliced from 4 exons. The record is from RefSeq and is a predicted model, not a curated record. Gene Ontology annotation, cellular component: membrane.